Molecule: messenger RNA, 681 nt
Organism: Aegilops tauschii subsp. strangulata
Lineage: Eukaryota; Viridiplantae; Streptophyta; Magnoliopsida; Poales; Poaceae
Source: RefSeq, a predicted model, not a curated record
AUGGUGCUCCACACUGCCACGCGCGCAUUUCCCCCGCCUCCUCGCCGCUUUCACUGCUUUCUCGCCGCUUCCUCUGCUUCCUCGUUGCUUCAGCGCCGCGCCACCAUGCCGCCUCGCCGGUCAUCUUCGGGCUACCGCGGCGUCCGCGAGCGCCCCUCGGGCGCGUACUACGCUGAGAUCCGGUCCGGCGACGUCUGCCUCGGCCUCGGCACGUUCGAGACCCCGCACGAGGCCGCCCGCGCGUACGACAAGGCGGCGUGGCGCCUAGAGAGGCCUCAGUCGCAGAUGAACUUCCGCGACGUCCACACGCGCGAGCAGGCGCAGGUCGUCGCCCCUCCUCCUCGUCUUAUCACGGACCUGGACCGUGCGGAGCACCGUCGGCGGCAGCGCCGCCUCCUCAUCGCCGAGGAGGACGAGCGAGCCGAAGCUCAGAUCCGGAACGAGCCAUGGCAGAGUAUCGCCGGCGCCAACGAGCGCGCCUUCUGGGCGGAGAGGACGGCAAGGCGUCGCGCGGAGCGGGCGGACCGGCGUCGGCGGAAGGCACUGGCCAUAUCGCAGUGCGAUAUCAUUGAAGCAGGUGGGAAGUCGAUCUUCACGUCAGACGAUGAACGUUGGGACGACAUAUGGAUCUCUACCUCGGACAACACCACCGAGGGUGAUGAUGAGGACGACUCGGAGUAG